Molecule: messenger RNA, 9931 nt
Organism: Porites lobata
Lineage: Eukaryota; Metazoa; Cnidaria; Anthozoa; Scleractinia; Poritidae
Source: the annotation of a GenBank genome assembly
UGAGUCAAGUCGGGCAAUUAUGUCAAGAAGUAUCUCUCAAUUUAAUAAUGCGAUGGAGGAAUUCUGCCGCGGAAACAGAGAUGAGUUAGACGAUCGUAAGGUUGUUUCUGCGCAGGAUGGAGUCGAAGUCAAUGACCCUUCGUCUAGAGGUAAGCUAUAAACUGUUUCUGGAUCAUUCCAGCACUGAAGGUGCGCUAAAAGUUUCAGGUAACACUCGCACUUAUUUCACAAAGUAAUUCCUUGUCUUGAAUAAAUCAGGGUAGAAAUAUAAUCUGUUUUUCUUGUACAACUGUCGUUGCUUGUGGCCGUAGCAAAGCGCAUUUUUAUUUGUCCAAAACUGACAGGCUUGGCUCUUAGAACUUCACACAAACGUUUGGCGGACCAAGAGAGCCGUUUAAACAAUAAAAAUAAAUUAAUUGUGAGUUUCACACCGGUAGAUAUCCGCAGCAUUUUGCUUUUAGUCAACACACUACACCCAUAGUUUCUUUUUACAAUUAUCCCGUUCAGUGUACAGGAUAUUUUCCCAAAUAAUCGUUGAUUCUCGUUGUCCAAACAAAAGGUUGUGCCUUGAAGAGAAAGAGGGUUGAAGAAACCGAGACCACGGCGGAAGAGCUAAGCAUUACUAAGAGACGGCACCGUACAACCUUUACUCAAGCGCAGCUAGAUGCUCUCGAAGAGGCAUUUAAUCGCUCACAAUAUCCCGAUGUAUUCACAAGAGAACAGCUUGCGAAAGGAAUCAACUUGAAUGAAGCUCGCGUUCAGGUAAGGCAAUUAACGGGUGAGUUUAGCUAAACGUUCUCUAGCCUUCGCCCCUGGCUUGAGGUAAUAUAGUCAAUAACAAUCUUUGUUUUUGCCAUUAGCCUUAAUUAAUUUGACACAAAGCACUUCGGGUUCCUCACUCGAGAUUCCAACCACACGAAUCCUGUCAUUCAACAAGCUUUUGGAAUUAUUAAUGCUUGAUGUAUACCGGGUGAGAAAUAUUUCGUUUUCUGGCAUUUUAUUCCACAACGCGAACUUGAGUUAAUCCUGCCCGGUGGUUUUCAGUAGAUGGCUUGUGAGUCAGGUUUCGGGGCAUGCGCAUAAGACGUUACACCUGUUCUUAAUGCACGUGCAAUUGUUAGCGCGAACAUUGACUUUAAUUAGCAGCUGUUGAAAUUUAUUACGAAAAGUAAACUUAUCACAUAUCUCGCAAAAUUUUACAUCUUCUUUGUAGCUUCUUACAUGGCGUUCAACUUGGGAAAAGCUGAAAAAUAUUGCCCCAAAUUUCAGAGGAAUUUUCUUCAACAAAAACUCAAAAGAUUGCAUUUCUCUGCUUAAAAGUAGAGGCAGAUUGUCAAGGAAUUUGUUUACUUUACUUGAAGAAUUUGGCACAUUUAUUAUUCAAAAAGUGCCUUUUGUAUCAACAUGAAUAAGGGAGCCUUUUGUUUUGUGAAAGCGUAAAUGACAAUUUUAAUUUCUUAAUUUUGGCACUGACAAACAUGGUAAAUUUCGAUAUGAAGAACCCGACGGACAGUAGAAAUUAAAUUAAAUUAAAACUGGUGCUAAAACACUCAUGGGCCAAACCAAUAUUCCUAAUUACUUUGCCAGCGUUUUUUGAGGUUUUGGUUGAGGUUCCACAACAUUGUCAUUGCUCUUCGGUUAACAUAAUUUAAAACCAAUAAGUGUUGGCUCUUAUCCACGGUGCCUCUUGAUUCGAAUGUUAUUCAAAAACACUUACUAGAAGCUUGAUACAUGGCCUUGUUCUUUAGGUGUAAAGAGGCUUACAAAGGAAAACCUGCUAAAGAGGAUUAAAUAAACUUUUGAAAGCUGGCAAUAAUUUCUGGUCUCAGUUGAAAUCCAGUCCAUACAGUCAGUUAGUAAAAAGGAUAAUAGCUACAACAAAAUUUGAAAAGUAUGGUAUUGUUAAAACUCUGGUUUUAAACAAACACCAGUUAAGAUCAGAGUGGAUCAUUUUCAUUAUUUUUUGCUUCCUUUCAUCUGGUCCCUUUGUUGUGCCCGAAAGCCAACCUGUUUUUUUCUUUUUUGGUAAAUUUUUAAGCGGAAGGGACGUUGUAUAGAGUUACGGGAGAUAAAAAAACCUAACCGUUAUCUAUCCAAAAAAGUGAGAUGGCAAAGCUAACUAUAUCUAUUAAAACUUUUCAAGUUGAUUGGGCGAGAAAAAAGGCAGAAACAGCAGAUUAUCAGGCUUAAAACUGAAUAAUGCAAUCUUCAAUGAUUUUCGCGCGUUAAUUAUUAUCGGAGUAUGUGCUCCAUAAUCUGAUAUCUUUAUUUAAUUAUAUGAAAGGUUAUUUCUACGAAGAAUAUAUUUAAGCCUCGAGCAUCGCUUUCACACAGGUUGGAGCUUAUCCAAGUGUAAACUUGGCAAAUUUUUCGCCCCGUAGCAUUUUGGCCAAAACACCAUAUAAGCAUCUUUCGUAAUAUAAAAUAAUUUUAAAAUUCUCAGAAUCCUAGCUAGGUUCAUUCGCAAAAUUUCCCUCAGUUCCAAUGCUUAUCUUCAGAAAAAAAAAACAUAUUUAGUAUUUAUAUAACUGAAGCAAACGUUAUCAAAAUGACCUAACUGAGCUAUAAAUAUUUUCCUUAUUUAUUUAAUUUCGAGUUAGAUGUAAUUAAUCUUUGUACACAACUUUUGUCUUCUGUAGUUUUCACGGUGUCCAAAUCUCGAAUAUUUUGAGGUAUUAGCUUCAUUUUUCAAUCACAACUGUGAUCUGUAAAAUAUAAUUGAAGUUCAACACAUUUUACACAUUUGACCAAGUAAUAGGUUACUUAAAUUACGGGGCUGUCCAUUCAGUAGACUUUUCCUAUAUCUUUGUAAACGGAUAAACUUCGUUAUCCUGACAAAUCAGUUCAAAGCCUAACCAACAAAGGUUUAUUGGAUAUGUAUGUUUCACCAUAUCGCACGUGGUAUGAAUAUUUCAAGUAGACAAGCCGCGUAUUCUCUGUUGAACAACAGCUCGGCGGGCGAGCAAAUUUGUUUCAUUAGUCCGCAAGCGGGCGUCUAAUAAGCUGGAUUUAGUUUUCUAAGUAGCUACUACGAACGUGAAAUUUCUUGUCUUGUUGUGGCAAACAAUUUACGGCUGAUACAAAAGAUAUAUUCGCGGUAUUGAAAUGAUCCAAAACACCCGCAGCAAGUUAGUGUAAUUAUUAUAACAAGGACCAAAACGCGAUGUUGUAACUGGUAGUAUAACGCCGUGAGUAAAGGCUAGAACAUUCAGUAAUGACAAUGGCAAACAUCAAGUGCCCAGGCUUAUAAAACGUAAUAUUUUCUACAGAUUCAUUCAGAAAAAAACAUGAGCGUAAAAGCGGAGCUUCAUUAAAGGCAAUACAUUAAUAGCAGCAUUUCUCAAUGCACAAACUGUUGGAUUUGAUCGGAGUUGAGACACCCAAGGGUCUAAAACCUUAAUACAAUCAUGAGGACAAGGACGGGACUAAAGAUUGGAUUGCGAGACAACAACCGAGUUACUGUGCCAAAAAUAAGUACUUUUCACAUUAGCGGUCACUUCUUCCUAUCUAUUAGCCGCUGAGCAAUAUGGGAAUGAGUGGCGAGAAAAGAUUCAGGGUCAUAAAUGUUUCAACACUUGGAAAUAUUACUCGUUUCUGCAUCUGGUGCAUACUCGUAAAAAAAUUACUUCCGAGUUCGGAAGAGAAAGCGAUUUUGUGCCCAGGACAUUUUAAGCCUGAUUUUCAAGUUUAGCUUAGCCGUGGAAUUAUUGUGUUGAGUCUUGGUUAAGACGUCUGAGAAAUAAUUCGAAAUAUUUAUGACUAUCAGCUAUUGUAAUGAACGAAUAUGUUUGAUUCUAGAACAUCGAUAUCAUGCUUGAUUUAGCGAGAUAGGCUCUGGAUUUCGACAACUACAGUAUAUUUAUGCUAUUUGAAAUUUUGUGUCUACGUGCGAAAACCUUUUUGAGCUUAGUUAUGGUCCGUCUAAAAUAGUCUGAAGAUUGGUAUCAAAUCACUUUAACUGUCAUCUUUAACUUUAAGAACGAACUUUUACAACACUGCCAAUUUUUACCCUCCUGCCAGUGACAGUGUCGUGUUUUAUGUAUAGAUUUAAUUUCAUUCCAUAGAGCUGGCAAAGCUUAUUUUAGAAGAAAACAUUUUCACAUCCCCAUUAUUGUGCAGUUUAGAUGAUACAACCAGCUCACCUUGACCAUUUCUAAUUGAAGCCAUUGUUUUCACACGUGUCUCAUUAACUCUAUGUACCUUUUAUAUCCUUUGCAACUAAACUUUUUUAAGCAAUUUAUUACCUUGACAAUGAUUAAGUUGUAUGUUGGUCUAGUGUUUUUUUAAUGGCUGUUUCAGAGGCUUAUGACAUUUCCUUUCUGUACGGCCUCUUCUGAAAAUAGACCCUCCAAUUUCUCAAAAACAAAUCCAGUCCUGCUAUUUUUUCAAUCAAGGUUUUCUUUUCAGAAUUCGAACUGCCUGGCUAACUUCACGCUAAAUUAUUGCCAUAGGUUAUUGAAAAGUUAUAUGAAUCCUCCAGAACAGUAAUUCAAAAUCUAGGAUUCUUGAAUAAAUUUUGUUCAAUAAGUUGCUUAGAAAUUAAGCAAAACAAACCUUAGAAAGUUCGAGCUACAGAUCCGCUCCCGCUUUUGACGAUCAUUGUCAAAUACGCGCUCCAGCUACGGCAGCGUCACUGCUUCUCCCUCCUACUUUAUUACUUUUUCGCGGCUUGCGGAAAGUAUUAUAAUCUUUUAAUAAAUCAACCUAAUCAGAAGAAUCAGAAUCAACAGGCUAACAUUUGCUCUCUGUCUUUUCUUUUUCUUAGGUUUGGUUUCAAAAUCGUCGGGCAAAACACCGAAAACAAGAAAGACAGAAUCCGCGAGCAACUUUACCAUAUCAUCAUACGGGCAUUUAUUAUCCACACGAAGCGCUUUACCCUCCAACUUCUCCUCUAUAUUUCCCAGUUCCACCGAUGGCCUGCUCGAUCAACUCGUUACCAGGUUCCAAAGCCACUCAUGAUAGUUAUGGCUCAUCUUCGCAUUCUGUCCGCUCUCCCUGCCGCUCGUGCCCACCUGGAAGUUCGUGUUGCACUGCUCGUCCUGUGCCCACUUCCUCGUGGAGCCCCGUUUUCUCUCGGUCGCUGUCACCAUCAAAGCCGAACCUAUUGUGCGACAAAGAAGGACCGAAGCCACAUACGGCACUUGGUAUAGGACGCAGUGAAUGGUCAGCGAAGAGCCUAGCGCUUUUACGAAUGCGAGCACAGAACUACAGUCACAUUUUUGGGCCGUCUUGCUUUUCGUAAUUAAGACUGCGAUUGUGCCUCAAAUGUCAUAGCGUAUCGUGUUAUAAUAAAAGGGCGUGGACUUUGGAAAAUUCUCGCUUUCAGUCUAAAGAGAGGAAUUAGGGACGCCAAGUGAACACGGAGAUUCGUGGUCCGAACGCAUAGAGGAGGCUUGUAUACUAAACAAAAGCUUAUUUGUCAAAAUCAUACAGUGGCAAGACUUGGUGAAUUGACUGUGACCCUAUGUCACACUUAUAAAGAAUUCUGGGAAGACAAGCUCAUAUUUAUUGUCAAGAAAUAAUGUGGUAAUUUAUUGAACUAGAGUAAAUGGGUGACACCUUAGAACGACAAAAACAUAACUGGGGGAUUGCUUUGAGGUAUUUCUUCUAAAUGGGAGCAUUUUUUAAAAAUACAAUUGUAAUGCUGCACUGAAUUGAAUUCGCUGCAUAUCGAACAGAUUAUUUAAUAGAUUUAGUCACGAUUUUCUAAAGUUUGGUAGUUUUUUUUUUACAAGCUGCUCAAAAUUUUGUACACAAUGUGCAUGGUAUCAUUGUUUGAGCUUUAACAUAUUGGGUCUCAAUAAAAGUUUAGUCACGAAUGUUUGGAGUGUCAUCAGACUGCCCUUUCAAACGAAAUCGAAUAAUUAGCAAUUAUUGAACGAGGCUGAGUUUCGAAGAUCUACAUUAUAUGAUCCUUCAGAUCAUAGGAAAGUCGAAUUCAAUAAUUGUUUUAUUAUUUGUUUUUCAAAAUAAUAUUUACUUUAAAUACAUGCCUGUCUCGAUCAAUAUUAUGUUCCCGCCAUUUUCUUUUGCCUUUUCCUUGGCAGAUUCAGGACAAAAAGAGAUGUUUAGUUAGCAGAUAUUCUUUAAAUACCUUAUUGGUACAUAAUUUCGCGGGUUUUUAAUUUCACGCGUUUUUCGCCUUUGUAAAAAAUUCGCGAAAUUUUAAAAAGACCCGCGAAUAAAAAUCCUCGCGAAAUUUAAUAACCAUAUAGAAAAUUCAAAUCACGGAAAAAAUUAUUAACAUGUAAAAGCAACAACAUAUACAUAAAGAUUUCUACCGACAAAUGCACAACUGAAUUGAUGACUGGUUUUUCUAGUAAAUUGCAUUUUGUAUCUUCAUUGGUGAGCUGGAUAACGUUUUUUGCAAGAUUUUACACAUUGGCUGUUCCAUUUUAUCUAGAAAUUUUAAAGAGUUCAGACGUUUUGACAAACAGAAUGAUAUUGAGAACGCUUGAAAUGGCGAAAUUUAAUGCCCUUUUUUCAUAUUUUUCAGUUGAAAUCGCGAAAACACAACCCCGCGAAACAUUGUCUCGCCAAAAUCGCAAAAUUAGAACCAAUAAGGUUACACUUGUAACCCGUCGAGUUGCAAAAAAUUUAGGAAGUAGUUUUGCUACUUUCGUCUUCGCAAAACGUGAAAUUUUUUUGCCAUUUUCUUCAGUUUACCAAAACAGCUUAGCUAACACAACUUCUUCCCCAGGGCCUACCGGUUGCAGUGCCUUUUUCUGGCGAUAGCCUGCACUCUUGUUAGAUAUCGUAAACGUCUUCCAAAUUUAGUGAACGCUAGCUGGUUAUGAAGACUUAUCCGGGGGAUUUGGCUCACUCAGAGAAAUGGAGAAAGGAGUAAUGAUGGUUUUCAACCAACUGACAACGCGCCAAUGCUAGUGGAUAUUAGAAACAAAAAAAGAAAAAAUGGCACAAUUUGCAAGAAAAAAAGUUAAGUUUCCAUCGAAGGAGGAAACACUUGUUUUCUUGUCCCAAUUGUGGCCGCCUUGACGUUAGCUGUAAACCAGCAAUAGACAAGAGAAGCGAUGACGUCAGAAAAACUAAAUUUGUGAAAUUAUGGGAUAGGUGUACAUAUCCGGAAAGAACAAGAUGAAAAAUGUCCUUAAGUUUCCCUGAAAAUCAGUUUAUCACAAUGUUUACUGUAAAUUAGCCAGUCUCCCAGGUUUAAUACGCAAAAUGCGUAAAAGAGACUUCUUGAAAAAGAGAGCGGAGCGAACUAAAGACCAGUCUUAUUAUUAGGCUGCGAGAAAUGUAUUGCCGAACAAUGCCAUCAAAUAUGCUAAACGCAAAUAUUUUAAUGACAGUCUCGCCACUAAUAAAAAAGAUCCCCAUAAAACAUUGCAAAUAAUCAAUGAACUGAACUCUCGUCAACCCAACAAUAAAGUUAUCGCUGAUAUCGACAUAACUUGGCAAGAGGCAUACCUCGUGUUUAUAUUGAACCGGAACACUAUUUUAUCCCAACUGUCAAGACCUGUUCUCUUUUAAAAGUUGUGGUGCUAAUAAAGUCCAACAAUUACUCGAAAAGCUAGAAGUUACUGCUGUAUAGAGCUCUUAUCGAACUGCAUUUCGACUAUAGCUGCCCUGCUUGGGAUGGUCUCAACAACGAAUUAACUGAUAAAUUCCUCAAAACCAGAAGGGAAAAACAAGCGAAUGUAAUGUUUAAAAUUUUAAAUAAACGAACCCCGGAGUACUUACAAGAUCUAUUCAAACCUGCAUGUUGCUAUUUAUCUAAUGUCAUGGACUUUCUGCUCUCUGCAACCAACAACAACGAUAUUCAACAUAUGGGAACUGCAGGGUAAUCUUAAAAAUAAGGAACGGUGAAUCGGAAAAUGGAACUAUAACGAACGAGGAACAGAAAAUCUUCAGAUCGUAUGGACUCUUUAUGAAAAAAAGGAAAGGACAGCAACAAGGCAGGAACUCGGCGGGACUAGUAUCCGCUCCGACUGGGGACAUCCGUAUUGUGUGUGGAUUUUUAUUUUAGUAAAAAAAAAACAGAAUAUCAUUUUAUUUUACAUUCGAGAAUCCAGAUAGGUUUCAAAUAUCCAUCUGUAAUUUUUUUGCACUUCGGAGAAGAAGGAGGAGGAGGAGAAGAAGGAGAGCGAUACUGACGGACUUCAAAAAAGUGUAGAUCGUAUAAUAGUUUUUACUAAAAUCCAACUAGUGGUCUAUUAUCAAUGCUGCUUUCUGACUGGUUAAGCUAGCUACUACUAGGCUAUUUGUUAUAGCCCACUAGUAGCGAAAAGCGCCGGCUUUGAAACCCAAAACAAUGGCGGCUGAAUCACGUUUUGCUAGCUAAAGUUGUUUGGUCUCGAUAUUUUUGACCAACUAGUUGGAUUUUACUAGAACAAUUAUUCCUCUCGCCCUCAUGGCCUCUGAGUCAAUAGCCCAUUGGCCUUCCACCUCGUGGGCUAUUGAGCUCAGAGUCCAUUCGGGCUCGAGGAAUAAUUGUUAAAGAUACAGCGAAAACAAGUGUGCCAAAAUUAAUUAACCUAUUAAGCACGCGACGGCUAAAAUAAACUUUCAAAAAACUCGGCCAAGUUAAAUGUUUUCUAAUGUUAAACGAUGUUGCAUCUGUUAGUAUUUCACGCACUCAGCUUGAUUACAAUGUCGACUCUUCUACAGCCGAAGUUACAGUCGCAGAAUCACGUCACAUAAACUGCGAAACACGAACCUUUGACUCCAGUUCCUUCUCGGGAUUUCUAACUCAAAGCGCGCCAAUCUACAUUCAGUGUUAAUUUAAAGCACCUUUUAGAGCAAUAACGCGCCAACUCGACUGUAUGCGUAAAGUUUUUAGCUCGAGGACUCAUAUCGAGUGUAUAUCGAGGAUCUGCGAUUAAAUCAGGCUUUUUUCUUUCGUUUGGUUAGGUUGAAUCAGUUCUUUUCGGAAAUUUUCCCCUACCCCGCGUCUUAAAAUCAUAUUUCCAUCUAAAUUUAAUGUCGUAAUGACCUUGCAAAAUACGAAUUUAAUUACCUUGUCACAUGUAAAUUGUUUUUUUUUUCUAUAGGAAAAUAUUACUUUACGAAGUAUGGGCUCCUGGAAAAUGUUAGUUCCCAUCUUACACAGAAUUUUAGGUCUCAGCCGCGGGUCAUGAAGUUUCGGCUAGAAAACUGUCUCUGAAAAUUACACAGUCAUAUUUUAUCUACAAAACCCUCUUUUGCAAAUUGAGGCUUUUAGUUGAGUCAACAAUUUAAAGACAGGAAAAAGGGAGCUCGAUAAAUAAUGACAGCUUAUUCUGUCUUGCUUGUACAGUUGCCCGAGGAAGUCCUUUCAUCGCGUGUCUAACUUAAUGAAAAAUAUGAACAACAAAAAACCAAACAUUAAAAAUGUGGCAGUUUUCAAAGUUUCUAUUUGAACAAUACGAAUAAGAGUAAAUGAUUCAUUUAAGGAAAAGCCAAAACUUCUAUCCUAAUCCGUAUCUGCACUACAUGCAUCCUCAAACUGCUUCCUCUUCCAUAAUUUCUCAGUUCAUGUAACUUUUUCAUUUUUGGCCGUAAAACAUGUACAGCUUUUGUAUGAAGAGUGAACUUCGUUCAUUCUAUCUACUCAUCUGUUGAUGUAUGUUGACAUACACCGUUUACCACUGGGUUAUUUGUUCAAUAUUUCUGCCCCAAAUUUUUCAAGGUUUUUAAAAAGUGUCCUUGACGCUUCAAGCGUGGCCGGUUCGGCUGUAAAACGGGCUAUGAAAACAAUCAUUGUUUCCUGCGGGUUGAAAUUAUCUUUCCUUCAGAUGAAUUUCAAUUAACUCCUGCUAAAUUUUUUUCUUCUUUUGCCAGUGUUUUCGCUUAUCGCAAGAGAUAUAAUAAAGCCCAUACUGUGAACAUUGAAAGACAAAUGUUCUCAUAUAUAAUCGUCUACACCGCAGUCCAUUUACUAGAAACUCCUUUUUCUUUGAUGUCAGUCGAAACAAUCCAUGGUGUUGAAUAG